Messenger RNA from Suillus subaureus, 3522 nucleotides. RefSeq lists its product as uncharacterized. Gene Ontology annotation, molecular function: protein binding. Gene Ontology annotation, cellular component: mitochondrion; cytosol. The transcript is spliced from 11 exons. The coding region runs from base 155 to 3352 and encodes 1065 amino acids. The record is from RefSeq and is a predicted model, not a curated record. NCBI's taxonomy places the organism in Eukaryota, Fungi, Basidiomycota, Agaricomycetes, Boletales, Suillaceae. Gene Ontology annotation, biological process: cell redox homeostasis.
CUGAGAUUGUAACCAAUACAUCCAGUGAAAUGAUUUCUUAGAGGUCUUAAUCAACCCUUCAUCUCCUGGUUUUCACUCUUCUCUUUCCUCCACAACUCCCUAGUCCCGUAUCCAUCUUGCCUCGUUGCCCAGCGAGCGCAUUCAAUUCUGAAAAAUGCACUCCAUAUCCGACUUGACAACGUUCUGUCGGAAGACGACCGGUGACGUCCCUCCGAAGCUUGUGGGCGCGUCUACCACAGUUGUAGGGUCGAAGAUGUAUCUUUUCGGUGGGCGCCUGGUCACAGAGCGCCGCAUGGUCUCCGAUCUAUAUAGGAUCACACCAUCUCCGGAGGAUGAUAUCCCAGAAGCACGAUAUUUCCACUGCACAGAGACCUUGGUUCCCGCAACAGCUACUAACGGUGCCUCUGCGGAGUCUGGCGCAGAGACGUUGGUUCCAAAGCCUCGAUAUGCGCAUCUAUCAUCUGUUUCAGCUGACCGUCUUUUCAUCAUCGGAGGCCAAGACCUAUCGAAUGUUUGGCUGGAUGACAUCUAUGUGUAUGAUUUAUUGGGUAGAGCUUGGGUUCAGCGCCGAAGCUUUCCCCACCAUUGUGGUACCUAUCGUAGCGUAGCCGUUUCCGCAAACCAACGUGUCCGAUUACCGCAGGAGGAAGUCCACUCGACGGAUACGACCACCAUGUUGGGUCCCCCUGGGGCACGAUUCCGGCCCGAAAAGUCCCCUCCUUCAACCCAACAUUCACUUCAUCCGAUUCCUCCCCCAACUGACGACUUUCCGAAUGACAUCUACCUGUACAGCAACUACAACUUCACAGAUGUCAAGCGAGAGUUUGAGGUUUUCUCUCCAUUGCCAGACACAGAUUUCACGAUCACGGAUCGACUCCGUUUUCCCUCAGGUGCCAUCCUGGGCACGCACUUCAUCAUUGCUGGCACGUACCUGGCGCAUACAUACCAAUCUUAUUCUAUCUGGGCGUUAGACAUGUUGACCAUGACAUGGUCUCGUAUUGACUCGGGGAGCGCCAUGGCGACUGGCUCCUGGUUUCGUGCCUGUUUGUGGGCAGAAGCGAACAAAUUUAUGAUCUUCGGAAACCGGAAUGGCAACCUCAUCGAAGAUUACAACCGCCGGCUUCUCAGUUGGGAUCACGUUGCUGUUAUAGAUUUGGAGUCAUUUGGAAUCUAUCAACCUCCACCUCUGCAAAUUGAUAUACCGAUGCAGGAGUUUGGAUUAUCAGCCCUAGAAGAGGGUGUUCUUGCUGAUUUUGAAAUCAUCUGUGACGACGGGCGCAAAGUCAAAUGUUCGAGAAAGACUCUCGAAGAUCGUUGGCCCUGGUUCAAAGAUCAAAGGAACAAGUUCUUGGCGCGGGCUCGACAGGCAAUAGAGAUCUUGCCAUCAUCUUCCAUGGACGUUGGGCUUCCGGACCUCCCUGGCGCACCAGGGUCCUCAGAAGCGCGUCCAGACCCACGUCUCACGCCACGCGCCUUCAACCUAUCUGAGCCUUAUCCAAUCACACUGGCGCUAUUGCAGUAUUUUUACUCACUGGCGCUCAUCACUCCCCUCCAACAUGCACCUGCAGUGUUGAGCCAAUUGCUGAUUCUCUCGAGUACUUACCAAAUUCAUCACCUCGAAUCCCUUGUAAAACAUGCAAUGCAUCGGGCUCUUUCGAAUUCGACUUCUGUCGGUGUGUACGAAGUCGCAACACUGUGUAGCUGUCGGAGCCUUCAAAUUAGGGCACUCAAGACAGUUAUGUCUUAUAGCCAGAAGAGGACUGGUCGUUCCCGCGCUGACAGUAAAAACGGAGGCGGUGGUCGUAACCCCGACCCCAGUGACAGUGAUAACCCUGGUCGUUCGAGCGACAUUGUCCCAACAUCAAGUCGCAGCCGUGGCGGUGGUGUUUCGAACGCAAAGUCAUCUAGCUCUCUUGAUCAGCAGAGCAGUACAGGCUCGACGACAAGAGGCUUCACAGCUAAUCUCACUUUUCCCACUCGUGGUGGAUCAUCAUGUCAGAACUCGGCUGCCACCGCAACUCCGACAGUUUCUCAAAUAACACAGGCCUCACAUAAAAACACCCUUUCUGAAUCUACCUUAACGCCACGGAGACGAUCCAUGGCGCACCACCGCAACAGAACGUUCAGCAUUAUUUCAGCACAUACGGACUUUGAGAUAUGCGCCGUAGCUGACCUCCUGUCGCCUGCAGUAUCGCAUCCACGGAGCUAUGCCGAAGAGCAAGAGCGCGUUGGAGUCGCGAUAGAUGACGUCGAUGAUUUCCUUGAUCCUAGCAAUGGUGUUCAUACUGCCGGAAAGGCCCCUACCAUGCCAUAUCUUCUUCUAGAGCACGAAGAGCCUCUUUCGCCUUCCUUCGGAUCCCAUUCCAUGACCAGCUCAACCACUCAUUCAGAGUCAGAUUUCGAUAUCUCUUCAGAUGAUUAUUCUGGCCCUUACACUCCCUCCAUUUCCUCCUCCCCUGCUUCCCACCUUCCACGCCGCACAAGGAUGCGAUCACGUGCUAGCAACGGGCACGUAAGCGCCAGUGACAGCGAUACACCCUCCUUGUCGUCUUCAACAACGUCUAUCAGCUCGAAUGGCAGUAUCUCGCAAUUAUACUCAGCAUCGCCUCCUACCAGCCCUAUCACCCUUAAAACUCCCAUUGAUCAUCCAGCUGUUGCUAACCAGCAGCUUACAAUCAUUGAGGAGCGAACAACAGAAGACCGGGAUAUAACUGGUCGUCGCUAUUCUGACUCGGGCAGCAUUAUCUUUUCGCCCGAUUAUACAACACCGUCACUACGGAAGCCAUUUAUUACACGAACUCCUGACGUGCGACCGAAAGGUCGUGUGUUCAAUGUAGAACACCUACGACUCAAUGUUCAACCCACAGUCACCCAUCAUUUUCCAUCCAUAUCACCUGCACCUUCUUCGACCUUUGAUAUUGGCUCACCCGUGAGCAGCACCUUUUCCCCGGCAAGUGCCUAUACAUCGAUGGCCAGCCCUCACCCUACGAAGUCAUCUCUGAACCAUCUCAUGUCCCCGGGCGCGAGCAGUAGCAAGGCUCCAAGCGUGCUUGAAAGCGCGUGGUCAGCGUCUCCAACUGCGAGUGUCGUAACAUCCAAAACUGCUCGCAAGGAAGACAGCAAAGCAGAGAAGGCGCGCAAAUUGGAGGAGAAGAAGCGACAGAAGGCAGAGGCCAAGGCUGAGGCUAAGGCCAAAGUGGAGAGAUUGGCGGAAGAGUUGAAGGAGCGUCAACGACGCAAAGUUGCCUCACUGGACAGGCAGUCAGUGCACACCCAUCGGUCAUUUGGCCGUGUUGCACGACGGCAUUGGGACGAUGACAUUCCUAUGUAUAACGGUCUGGGCACCCUUUGAUUGUCGGUCCUGUCUUCAUUUGCUUUCCACUAUCCUUACUUGUUCCUAGAUUUCAUCGUAUAUAUAUCAUCAUGUUCAUUUUGCAUAUAUUUACAAUGUUGUCCUAUCUGUCAUUAAUGUACCACACGCGAUGUACCGGAUUAGUCUCAAACCUAUUGGAAACUCAUCCC